Molecule: messenger RNA, 5747 nt
Organism: Bombus pyrosoma
Lineage: Eukaryota; Metazoa; Arthropoda; Insecta; Hymenoptera; Apidae
Exons: 9
Coding region: 1166-4312 (1048 amino acids)
Biological process (GO): regulation of transcription by RNA polymerase II
Cellular component (GO): nucleus
Molecular function (GO): DNA-binding transcription factor activity, RNA polymerase II-specific; sequence-specific DNA binding
Source: RefSeq, a predicted model, not a curated record
UACACACUUACUCCAUAUAUCUUGAAUAAGUAGAAACAUGAAAGGGAAUGAGUCUUUUUUUAUCUUUGAUAAGGAAGAUAUCACAGUGUGGAGGUAAAAAAAUCAAGAAAGAGAAGAGAAGAGAAAAGGGGAAAGGCAUAGGGAGGGAGGAGAGGAAGUGGAUAAAGGUGGUGGUUGGUGUGCAGUGGAGGAGAAGUUAGAUACACAAAGAUACGAAACGUCAAGAGGAGAAGAGAGGAAAGGAGAGGAGAAGAGAGGAGAGGGAAGCGCUCAGCGUUUGCAGCGAUCGGCGCACGCUACCCCGCGCGCGCGCGCGCGUGUUCUUACAAAACAACGCAUCUGAACACUCUGAACCCGUCGCUGAACGCGCUUCAACAGUUCGGCACGAAUUCACAUUGAGUUGAUUAUUCUGACGGACGCGCGGAUUUCAUCGCGUCGCCGCCAUAUUGGCGGCUCGAUAUAACACGUACUAAUAAUAAGUUCAGAUUGGUUACGGUAGGCAUCGUAGUUGACGCGCCGAUUUUACCGUCGUUGAAUGUCGCUACUACAAAUGUGCCAUAAACAGCGCAGUGAUCAUGUCAUAGUCAUAAUAUUGGCCGUCAUACUUAACUAUAUGUAACAAAUCGGAUAAAAACUUCAUCGACUAAACAUAAAUGAAACUACGUGUUUUUUCUCCACUUAAUUAUAUAUAUUGAAUCGUGACUUCGUUCCUUCUUUUGAAACGAUAUAUGUAAUAUCGAUACCGGGUCUGUUGUCAUUAAUUAAAAGCAAAUAUAAUACUUUUUACUUAUAUAUAUAUAUAUACAUAUAUAUUUAGUUAACAAAAUACUUAUUUGAUAUACGUUGAAAGUUUAUCUCGUGUUCAAUUGACUUUAUUACCAUUUAUAUCUUCAUACAUAAUCGUAAACAUUAACGAACAUCUCUCAAUAAGUUUAAAUAAAAAUAAAUUUUGUAAGGAAUCAUUUUUACGACAAUCUGAUUAAUUUUCUCAGUGACUAAGAAUUCUGUGAACUGUUUAUUACUGCAAAUUAGAAUAUGUGGAUUUUGUUGAUUUAUAAAUAUUAUCGACGUAUUUAGUUGCCAGUGAAUAAUUAUCUAAAUCAAGAUUGAUCAUUGUUAAUGACUUCAUGACAAUUUGCGUUGUUAAUAACAAUGCCUAGUGGAAAUGAGCAAUUCAUUGGAUCAAGACUUUGAGGAAUUUAGAUUUUCAGACCAAAGCAAAAUUUGUAAAGACGAUGCAGUGGAUGAUUUGCAAAAAUUUGAUAAACACAUAGACAAUAAAAACACGAUAUUUUCCUUACGAUUUCCAUUAUUUAACUGUGAAGUCUGUAAAAAACAGUUUGUAACAAAAAAGCAAUUACGUACUCACAUUCAUACACAUUUAGGAAGACCACGUAUAGUUUUAAGAAGGGUUACUUUGAAAAGUGUCAAGAAGAAGAAUAGCAAUACAUAUUGGCUAGACCCAGAAAAGAAGGGUUCUUUGAAAUUAACAUUAAAAAAACAGAAUUUCAACGAUCCACUGAAACUUAAACUCAAAAAGUCAUCAAAAUCGGAAGAUUUUACUGUUGUGAAAAGCAACAUUAAUCUGGGAAUUGAAAAUCACAAUCACAGAGAGGUGGCUGGAGCAACAGAGAAUGAUCAAAGACAUGAAAAAGGUACAGAAAGUUCGAUUAAUCAGCCGUUUGAAAACGUGAUGGUAGAACAACAGGAUGAGUAUGGAAGCAUUAAGUUCAAUGCCGACGAACAUAAUCCAUUGGAGGAAAAUGAUAGACCAUCCAUAGAUGUCAAUGAAAGUGACUCAGGUGUAGGAAGUGAUAUGGCAAAUCCAUCUGAAAAGGAAGAUCAAAAUGUUGAUGACCUACAAAAUACAGAUCAAUAUGAUAAUUCGGAUAAAAGACUCUCCGAAACAGAAGAUCAUGAAGAAUCAGAUGCAUUGGAAGCAACAUGUAGAGAAACAAUUGAAAACCUCAAGAAACUUGGUGAACAAUCCGGAUGUAGAUCUAUGAGUCGAUUAAUUGAUAAUGCAGGCAUUGAAGAGGAUGAUGAAAGAGAUCAUGAAUCAAACAUGAUACAUGAUUUAGCAGAGAAUCCAACUAUUAAUAUUAUUUCAAAGUCUUCUACAUUUUCAAACCAUACAGCGGAUUGUACAACAGUGUGUUCUGAAGAUGAAGAUAAACCUGAAGAAUCAACAGAAAGCACAACUGGUUUUAAUUGGAAUCAACUGUCAACUAAUUUAUCGAAUAAGAAUAAUGAGAAUUCUAAAGAAAAUGAAGAAAAUGCGGGUGAUAAUAAUAUUGAGAAUGCUGGGUCCCUUUUACAAAAUUUGAUUGAGCACCAAAGACAUAAUCAAAAUGAAACCUUAUCGAAUAAUUUACCUUCGGAAACCGAAUACGUUUCGCUUGAAAAGUUAGCUGAGACCGUUAGUACUUGUCGCGUUUGCAACGAAAAAUUUAAAGAUAUUGCUCAUUUAGAUGAGCAUCGGAACAAAGCUGGACAUUAUCAAUGCAAUAUUCCGGAAUGUAUAAAUCUUAUUUUUCAUUCACUAUUGGAAGUCUCCAUGCAUAAAGCUCAAAUGCACGGAACGCCCCUUUCUCCGAGCGUGAGCCAACUGUCUCCUCAUUUAAAUACGAGUUCACCUCAUUUGAAUCAAAAUUCACCCCAUUUGAGCCAAGCAUCUCCGCAAUUAAAUACACAUUCACCUCAUGCAGUAUCAAUGGAAUCUGCAAAUACAACAAACUCGCAACAAAUAAAUAGGAAUUCUCCUUUAACUUCACCUCAUCAAACAAAUUCACCUACAUAUAAUGCAGUAGCUAGUGCUGGGCAGCAAAUAAUAUCACCUGUGAAUUUUGAACAACUACCCGCACCUGUUCAACAACUAGCUCAACAAGUACAACGUAUGCCACUUCCGCAAACGCAAAUGCCUCCAAGUCUUCCACCAGGUGCUAAUACAAUGAUCCCUGGUCCAAAUUACUUUGUACAACCAUCAGGAAGACCACCGUUGUAUAGAGUCCCUGGUCCACAGGGCAUGCAUUAUCCUCCUCAUAUAACACACCUAUAUCCGCAGUAUGGGCCAGGUCCAUAUCCGCAAAUGACUGCACCGCCGCAAAUGCAUCCACAAUUGCCUCAGCAAAUUUCACGUGGAAGGUAUCCUACUCUUGCACAAAAUAGUCGGGCACCGCGGAUUCCACAAACGGGAUCAACACCGCGGCAACGUAUGAAACGUCCUAUGCAACAAUCAAUGCAAGUGCAGCAGAAUAACUCUGCAAUGAAACAACGACGGAUGGAUGUUUUAUUACCAGAUAGAAAUGAAGAUGCAGAUUGUCAUGUUAUUGCACAGCAAAAAAGAAAUGACGGUCUGCCUGUUAUACAAAAUGUUCAAGGUGCUACAACUCAACAAUCAAAUAGAAAUGACUCUACUAUACAUCUUACGGAUUCCAUAACUCUUAGUGUUAGACAACCAGGUUCCGCUCCAGCUCAAGUGCAGAACACAUCAGGUGCUGGGGGCAAGAAGUCUGAUGCAAAGGCUGUGGCUAAUGUUCUGGCAGCCAGAGGUAUUACUGUUACUCCAGCAGCAAAUAAAAAUAAAUCAAGUGAACAAAACAAACAGCAGAUACUUCCCCAGCAACAGAGGACUACAUCUUCACAGCAGCCUUUAAAUGUUACAGCGCUCACUCUGAAUUCUGCUAUUUCUAUCAUACCAGCUAGUUCACAAAAAAAACAGCAAGAUCAGGGUCAGUUUGCUGUUCCCCACAAUAAACAAAACAAACCAGCUGUGAACGAAGUGGAAAGACCUCCGAGACCUCCCACCGUAGAUUUAACGCAAGAUACCCCACCACAAAUGCCAGUAGUUAGACGUGGAAGACCUCCACGAGCAUUAUUAACUUGUCAAGUGUGUGAUAAAAAUUUCCAGAAUCAGGAAAUGUUAACUCAACACAUGGCUACCCAUCGUGCACCAAGUAAAUUACUUCACAAGUGUAAUCUUUGUCCUGCCCAAUACCCAACAGCUCAAGCGCUAACAACGCACAAACAAGCGUAUCAUAAAGAAGUAGACACAGUAGCACAAAAUGGUGGUGCAGAAUUAGCAUUGCCGGUUGUAGAUUUGAAAUCUCCCCAUGUGUUGAAUCGUUUAUCAAAUCUUGGUAUACAGAGCUACAUCCCGUUGUCACAACUAAGUGUUCAAACGGGCGGGUAUUUUGGAUUACCUAUAAUUACAAUAGACGGUGCACGAAAUCCUAAUACUUGUAAUUUAGGUGCGCUUGGUGCUACAUCUAUUCUAAGUCUGGGUCCCCUUAAACAUUUGUCAAACAGGUAACUGUGGACAAUUUUACAUUUGAUCUAUGUUUUUUAUGCAAUGUUUUUUUGCCUUUCAAUAAUUUUCAACAAUAAGAGUUGCUUAUUAUGAGUAUUACUGCAUUGCUUAUUUACUGCAAAAGACUUGCUUCUAUUCUUUCCAAUUUCUAGAUAAAUUAGAUGGCACAAAUUCGAUUUAUUUAAGAAUUUCAUAUAAUAAUGAAUUCGACACCUUUUAGUUUAUCUGUGUUCUUCGUUAUUUCGGGCAGUUUUACAUUUUUUAUUUUGUUUAUAUCAUUAAUUUUAAUUUAUGUAAUUCUAAAGCAAUACAGUAUUUGUAACGAAAGCUGAAGAGGUGUUUAUGUUAAUUUAGAGUAAUGUAAAAGAAGAUUUGAGAUACACAAUCAUUAUGUGAAGAUAGUAUAUAUGUACAUCAUAUAGUAUAUUAUGAGAAAGUUGCGAGAUUCAAGUUGCGCGUAAAUCACCGCCAUCAUUAGUAUAUUUUUUUUUUAAAUGAUUGGAAACUCAUUAAAUGUAUUCUUCAGAAAUAAUUUUUCGAAGAUACAAUCUACAUGGAUAAACAAUAGUUCCAAAUGUAGUGCCACUCAUUAAUGUAUCAGAAGUCAUUGAUAAAGUUAUACAAACAUAUUAAAUUAUUAGACCCCUGCUGCUUGAAAUUAGGAAAGAGCAACUCGUUAAGAUUAAUGAAAAAUCACAUUGGUUUUACUCGACAAAAAUAUCAUUCAUUUGAAUGAAUACUAGAAACUAUCGUUGUGUGAUCUUGUAUCACUUGCGAUAUGUGAUACACUAUUUUGAAUCUGAUAUUGGGAACAUUAACAUAUACAUUAUGAAAAUUACGAAGGUACCUAAUUAUUAGAUUCGUUCAUCUAAGGAAUUAUCCUGGAUAUUUUAACCGAUUUUUCAGGCAGUAAGUAGUUGUAUUAUACAGUGUUGUUAAAUCACGUCCGUGUUUUGAAUGAAAGAGUUAUAAAUUAUAAAACCUACAGAGUUAAUACAAUGAAACUAUAAGAGUUAAUUAUUUUUUUGUCAAACGAUUUCGUUCAAACGAUAUUCGUACACACUAUUGAGAUGUAAUACCGAUUGUAAAUAUAUUUUUUAAAAAGGAUUAUAGUUAAAGCAUACGCUUGUUUGUACUUGAAACUUGAAACUCUAUAAAAAUACCAUAUAGUAAUUGCGUAAGUGAUACUUAAACAGCGAACAUUUAUUCUUAUGAAAUCACGAGCGAUCUUUAUUUAUUGUCAUUCCUAUUCAAACAUUAUUGUAUGUAAAUAAUUAUCAUUUUUUGUGUACUGUGUAUAUUUUUAAAUAAGUAAUCCGUUCCGUUUAAAUUAUAAAAAACAAAAACGAUUAUUAAAACGCGCAAGAACUGAUUUAAAAUAAUAAUAUUGUAUAUAUUUGUAUGAUAAUAAAAAAAAUGAAGCAUAUAUAUAUAUAUA